ACGUAGGCUGCAGAGUAAGUGAGUCUUAGGCUGCCUGAUGCUCAGUCACCACCUUGAGCCUAAUAAGCAGUGAGACCCCAACACAGUGUGAGGUUCUUAGGAAGUUGCUAAUUGAAGUGGAAAUGUGGUGUGCCUGAGGAUCCAGGUCGCUGAAGCAAGUGAAGCCUGAAGUCUCGCUCUGAAUUCACAUCACUUAGCAUGCCUGUCCCCAGUGCCAUGACACGGGAGGGGCAGUUCAGGGAGGAGCUGGGCUAUGACCGAAUGCCCACACUGGAGCGGGGACGGCAGGACCCAGGCCGGCAGGACCCAGGCAGCUACACCCCUGACGCGAAGCCCAGCGACCUUCAGCUGUCUAAGAGGCUGCCCUGGUGCUUCAGCUACAAGACCUGGGUCUUCUCCAUGCUGAUGGGGAGCUGCCUUCUUGUGACCUCGGGUUUCUCGCUGUACCUGGGCAACGUGUUCCCCUCGGAGAUGGAUUACUUACGGUGUGCAGCAGGCUCUUGCAUCCCCUCAGCCAUCGUGAGCUUUGCUGUUUCAAAGAGAAACGUCAGUGCGAUUCCCAACUUUCAGAUAUUGUUUGUUUCCACAUUCGCCGUCACCACCACGUGCUUGAUAUGGUUUGGGUGCAAACUGGUCCUGAAUCCCUCAGCAAUCAAUAUAAACUUCAACCUCAUUCUGCUCCUCCUACUGGAGCUUCUCAUGGCGGCCACAGUGAUUGUCUCUGCCCGGUCCACCGAGGAGCCCUGCAGGAGGAAGAAGGGCUCCAUCUCUGACAGCAGCAGUCUUUCAGAGGAAGUGCCGUUUCCUGCUCGGAUCCUAAGAUCCUACUCUGUGGUCGAGGUCAUCGCUGGUGUUUCUGCUGUCCUUGGUGGGGUCAUCGCUCUGAACGUGGAUGAAGCUGUCUCAGGCCCGCACCUCUCAGUGACAUUCUUCUGGAUCUUGGUGGCUUGUUUUCCAAGUGCCAUUGCCAGUCAUGUGACGGCGGAGUGUCCCAGCAAGUGUCUGGUGGAGGUGCUGCUGGCCAUCAGCAGCCUCACGUCCCCGCUGCUGUUCACAGCCUCCGGGUACUUGUCCUUCAGCGUGGUGAGACUCGUGGAGAUCUUUAAAGAUUACCCGCCUGCCAUCAAAUCCUACGACCUGCUGCUGCUGCUGCUGCUGCUGGUGCUGCUGCUGCAGGGCGGCCUCAACACGGGCACCGCCCUCCAGUGCGUGAGCUUCAAGGUCAGCGCCCGGCUGCAGGGCACAUCCUGGGACGGCCAGGCCAGCCACCAGGAGCGCCCAGACGGGGAGGUGGCCAGAAGCCCCCUGAAGGAGUUUGACAAGGAGAAAGCCUGGAGAGCCGUUGUGGUGCAGAUGGCCCAGUGACCACAGUGCACGUCCAGCUGCAGGGCCUUCACUGCCUGCGGCCACCACUCUAACACACCCUUUCCCCUUCCCGACUGCAACUCUUGUUCUCAUCGUGCUUAAUCUGAAGUAGGCGAAGGUGGACUGUUUUGUCCUGUGGGAUCCAUCAGCCUAGUGCUGCUUAGGUGGCCCCUGGUGGGGAUGCAGAGGGGAGUCUGGACAGAGGUGUCCCCACGUCCUGGUCCCCUCUGGCCUGGCCUCCUUCGUCUGGCCUGUGUGUGCUCUGCCAGUCCCGCUCUGCCUCACUUUACACUUUCCCUUCUAAGAUGACCCUGCUCCAGGGCCCAGCCCAGCAAGUACCCCUUCCCCACCACGAAACAGGCUGAGCUCUUCUGUCCCAUUCCUAGAACUGGACACCCUCCGCUUGGUUGCCACCACACUUUUCCCACACCCCAAGUCUCCAUCCCGUCCUCGAUUACACCCAGUGUUCUAGAGGCUCCACCUCCUCCCCAGCCCUGGAGGAUGUCCCUGGGGUCCUCGCUUCCAGUUUGGAACUUAGCAGGGCUGCGGACAGUCAGUGCUCUGCAGGAGGGAGCUGAGAGUGGGGCCUGGGAACCUGGAUGUGACCUUGUUGCUGCUCACUACCCACAUCAGUGGUGGACAAGGCUGAGCCUCUCCACCUUUGCUUGGCUGCUGCAGGGUGGACCCUACUUGAGGGCGGGCAGUGCCUGGGCCCCAGGCCUCUCACGGCCUGAGUGGUCCCUGCUCGCAGGCUCUGACCAGUGUCUCCAUCUCAGCUGCUUGGUGUCGGAGCACUUGGGUGCUUCUCCGGCAUGUCCUGUCACUACCCUGCUGCCAGGCUGCAGGGACAGUGUGGGUGAGAAUGACAUUGGCUUCAGUUAAAACCAUGGUCAAAGAGUUGGUUUGUGCGCCAUCUCCUGGCCCCCUGGAGGACACAGGGUCCUCCCAGUUGACAUGGCACUGGAAAUCCCCAGUGAGUUGGGGCACCUUGUGAAAUAGGAAUGUGACUGACUGAGGAAUUGCUUCCCAGUUGGUUCUUUCGGUCACGAUCAAAGCGUUUUUCUCUUCUUACAUGAGAUGAACAGCUAUGCUCUGGCAGGUACUAGUGUCUGUGCUUCACUGAGCUGGGUGUAGUAACUGCUCCCCCUCCCAGGGGGCCUGGUGGAAAGACCUGGAAGCCAUUAGGACCAAUGGACCAGUAGAUCAGAGACUUGACGGGAUGGGCAGCCUGGCCAGGGGGAUGUGAGGAACUUCCCAGGCAUCUUACUCCUGACCCCGGGUGACCCUGGCUGCCAGGAACCAUGAUUGGGGGGGGGGGGUCAUUAUUUUCAGUCGUAGAAGAGGAAUGCAGGUAAGACUCAGGAAGCUGGAGGGUGCCAAGAAAGCUGUCUCCAGCCCUGGGCGACCUCUCUACAGCCCUUGUCCUGGGCAGAUCCAGAGGACAAAGCUAGCUAACCCAAACAAGCACCACCACCGAGGGCAUUCUCCUGCCUGCAUGAGACCCAGGUCCUCAGGCUGGGUGGCAGCCUCCCUGCACUCUGGAGUGAGGAGGCCAGGACUGCCCUGGGGCAGUAGUCAUCUUCUGAGGACCAGAGGUCAGCUUCCAGAGCCAGGACAAUGUGGCUGGAGGAUUACUGCUGGCUUGCACUUUAGAGAACUAAACAACCCAAGUGGAGUUUCAAAAUUGUCAGUUUCGAUUUAUACUUUUUUGGUAUCAUUUAAUAUGCUAGAAUAAAUGCUAACAUACCAAAGUG
Sciurus carolinensis (gray squirrel) is the source of this 3119-nucleotide messenger RNA. RefSeq names its product modulator of VRAC current 1 (gene Mlc1). Gene Ontology annotation, biological process: regulation of response to osmotic stress. The transcript has 12 exons. NCBI's taxonomy places the organism in Eukaryota, Metazoa, Chordata, Mammalia, Rodentia, Sciuridae. Gene Ontology annotation, cellular component: plasma membrane; cytoplasmic vesicle; endoplasmic reticulum. The record is from RefSeq and is a predicted model, not a curated record. The coding region runs from base 199 to 1365 and encodes 388 amino acids.